Molecule: messenger RNA, 2278 nt
Organism: Micropterus salmoides (largemouth bass)
Lineage: Eukaryota; Metazoa; Chordata; Actinopteri; Centrarchiformes; Centrarchidae
Product: zinc finger protein 2-like
Exons: 3
Coding region: 269-2269 (666 amino acids)
Biological process (GO): regulation of transcription by RNA polymerase II
Molecular function (GO): RNA polymerase II cis-regulatory region sequence-specific DNA binding; DNA-binding transcription factor activity
Source: RefSeq, a predicted model, not a curated record
CUAACAUUUUCCUUUCUGUCACCGUGAGAUGCAGCCGGAGUUCAGCAGCAGAGCCUGCAUGUGAGGAUCAACGUGUUUAAGUGGACUCUGUUUAAACUUUCGGGAUGUUUCACCUCAGACUCAUCUCCUGUUAGCCAAGAAUGCUAAAGGAAGUUAGCUUGUCAGCAGGAAGUAGCCGGAGCCGGAGCUCGGCCUCACAGUGUGUAUUUUAUCAGAGUGAGCUGCGUGUCUGUAACGGAGUGUGUCUGGAGGAAAAGCUGCUGUAAACAUGUCUAAAGUCCAAACGCUGAGAGCUUUUGUCCAGCAGCGACUAAGUGCGGCUGCUGAAGAGAUAUUUGAGCUGUUUGAAAGAACGAUAGCAGAGUACGAGGAGGAACUUUGUGGACAACGCAAACUACUGGACGCUGUUUUCAAGCCUGAAGUCCGGUUACACAGAGCAGAUGUCCAGCUGCUAUUGGUGACUAAAGAAGAGGUUCCCCCUGAGCAGCAGGAGUGCAGACCCCGGCUAGACCAGGAGGACCCAUCAGAGCCCCAACACAUUAAAGAAGAGUGGAGCUCCAGUCUGGACCAGGAGGACCCAUCAGAGCCCCAACACAUUAAAGAAGAGUGGAGCUCCAGUCUGGACCAGGAGGACCCGCCAGAGCCCCCACACAUUAAAAAGGAACAGGAGGAACGCUUGAUCAGUCAGGAGGGAGGGGAGCAGCUUCAACGUCUGGGGGAGGCUAAUUUCAUCAAAUUCACAUUCACUCCUGUCCCUGUGAAGAGUAAGUUAGAUGAAGAGAAACCUCAGUCCUCACAGCUUCAUCAAAGACUAACUGAGCAGAUGGAAACAGAAGCUGAUGGAGAGAACUGUGGAGGACCAGAACCAGCCAGGAACUCUGAUGCAGAUGGACAUUUACAACCGGCUACUCAUGACAAGAUGUCACACUCAUCUGAAACUGAAACUGAUGAGAGUGAUUGGGAGGAGACCAGAGAACCUGAGUCAGGUUCAAACCCUCUGCAAAACAGUGAAGUACCUGUAAGUGAUCAGGAAUUUUGUACUGGAAAAACAUCAAGCAGCUCCUCUGAAUUUGCUACAAGCUUUGGCCACGAGGGAUGUCUGCAGGAGCACAGUGGACUUGAAAAAACCGGAGAGGAGCCACUUAGUUCUGUCUGUGGUAAAGGAUCAGUUUUAACCAAACACUUAACAGGUCAUACAGGAGAAAAACCUUUUAGCUGCUCAGUUUGUAAAAGAAAUUUCAAAAACAGAAGCAGUUUAUCCAAACACAUGAGAACCCACACAGGGGAGAAACCGUUCAGUUGUUCUGUCUGUGGUAACAGAUUCACACAAAAGUCAGAUGUGAGACGACACUCAACUGUCCACACAGACGCCCGGCUGCCAUCGUUGAGUAAAGAAGACGUUCCCUCUGAGCAGCAGGAGAGGAGCCCCAGUCUGGACCAGGAGGACCCACCAGAUCCCCCACACAUUAAAGAGGAACAGGAGGAACUCUGGACCAGUCAGGAGGGAGAAAAGCUUGAAGGGCUGGAGGAGGAAGAAAUCACCAUGUUCACAUUCACUCCUGUCCCUGUGAAGAGUGAAGAAGAUGAUGAAGAGAAACCUCAGUCCUCACAGCUUCAUCAAAGACUCACUGAACAGAUGGAAACAAAAGCAAAUGAAGAAGACUGUGGAGGACCAGAACCAGCCAGGAACUCAGAUCCAGAUGGACAUUUACAACCAGCGACCGAUGACGAGACAUCAGACUCUGAACCUGAGACUGAUGGGAGUUGUGAUUGGGAGGAAGCCAGGGAACCUCAGUCAGGUUCAAACUCUAUGCAAAACAAUGAAGAAUGUGCUACAAGCUUUGGACCAAAGGAAUGUCUGCAGGAACACAAUGGAGCUCAAACAGGAGAGAAACCACGCAGUUGCUCAGUUUGUGAUAAAAGAUUCUUUGGGAAAGACUCCUUCAGGACUCAUAUGAGACUCCAUUCAAAAGAAAAAUGUUUCCACUGCUCAGUUUGUAAAACAAGUUUUGUUUCCAGAAGUCAUUUGUCCAUACAUGAGAGGAUCCACACUGGGGAGAAACCAUUUAGUUGCUCUGUCUGUGGUAAAAGAUACUUCUGGAUGGACUCCUUAAAGACUCAUAUGAGUCUUCAUUCAGAAGCAAAACGUUUUAGCUGCUCAGUUUGCAAAAGAACUUUCAGUUUUCAAAGCAGUUUGUCCAGACACAUGAACAUCCACAAAGGAGAGGAACCAUUUAGUUGUUCUGUCUGUGGUAAAACAUUUUACUAAAGCCAUAUC